GCAGACAUGAAUUUUUUGUGCAAAAAUAUGAAUAUAAAGUAAUUACUCAACAGUUUAGUUUAUGCAUCAGGCUAACAACAACAACAACUGACAUGUCAAGAAAAUUUAAGCAACAACAGAAACAUUUCUAUCAGGAAAUUGAAGAUGAGGUAGAAGAGCAUGGUUGUUACAAUGAAACAAAUGAAAUCUUUAACAGAGACAAAGAUAAGCUGUUUAAUUGUGUGAACAUGAAGAAUUUAUCUCAGUUACAGCGCUUCUUAGAUCAUGGUUUGAACAUCAACAUAACAAAUGUCAACAAGCAAUCACCUUUGCACAUAGCUGCUGGUCACAGCCCCUGUGAAGUGAAUAAAGAAAUCCUGUACAUAUUGAUCAGUUUUGGAUGUGCUGUGGAUACUCAGGACAGGUUCGGGGAGACAGCAUUACAUGUGGCUGCUAAUAAAUCAGCACAAAAUGUACAGAUGUUACUAGAUGCUGGCAGUCCUGUGAAUAUACAAGAUAAUGCAGGGAGGACACCAUUAAUGAUAGCCUGUCGUAGUGAGUCACCAGAGCUGUUGAAUAUUGUACAAUUCUUAUUGGAUAGGGGAGCUAACCCAGCUAUAAAAGACACUAGUGACCAAACUGCAUUACAUGGUGCCUGUAGUAACAGUCAUGAUAGGAGGGCACAGUUAAUCUACAUGCUACUCAAUGCAGGUGCUGAUGCUAAUGUACCUGAUCUUCUAGGUUGUACUCCAGCAGAAAUGAUCUUAGACUCUCCCAGUAUCAAUAAAUGCCCAUCUUAUACACCUGAUGAUGCCAUUAUUAACGUUAAACCUCUGGUUUGCGGUGGAGCCAAAUUUCUAGAUAACCAAAAAGUCACAACAAGAUUUACACAUUAUUAUGGUGUGUUUUCACCAGAUAGACAAAGAAUAACUGUCUUGCAACAUUUGAUAGAUAUAUGUUCUCCAGUUUGUAGAAUAUCCUGCCUUCGUGACCUUAAACAUUAUAUUGAGCAUUUAGAACAUCAGACUGGUGAUACAAAUAAAAUCUUAGACACUCUGAAGAAGAAACUACAAACAGUAAGGACAUUGAAAGAAACUUGUAGAAUUGUUGUCAGAGAUUCUCUACAGGGUAGAAUAUUUGUGAACACAGAUAAACUUAACCUACCUGAUCACUUACAGAAGUUUCUUCAUUAUAGUGAAUGUUUAUGACUAGUUGAUGUUACAUCAUGUUGACAGCCAGGAGAUGAAUAUGUCUGGAGAACGACAUUUGACCUGUCAAUCAAUGUGUCAAAUGUCACACAUUUCCUGUGAAACAAACAUCUUAAUUUCGUCAUCUCAAUUAGGGUAGCUGUUAUAACAUAAAUAUUUAUUAUCUUCUAAUAACAAUGGAAAGUAUUGUUUUAUGUUUCAAUUUAUGACCGUUUAUGCAUGCAAGUUGUGAUCAUGGUAGAAUAUAUAAUUGUAACUGAAGAAAAAAAUUUUGAAGUCAGACUCUUCCUUAUUUCACAUUUUUUAUUUUCUGAAUGAACUUGAAUAGAACAUCACAUGUUAUGAAUAAUAAGUAGUAUAAGCCUAAAUGACAUAAAUCGACUUGCAUACAUAUUUAGUAUCAUUCAGUGAAUUACUGAAUUCAAAAUUUAUAGGUCACCUUUUUGGUUGAUAGUUACAUUAAAGGACAUGAAUGGUGAGAUGUCCGGGGUCCAUCUCUUAGUGCCAGAAAGGGCAGAUGGAACCUCAUUAAGCCUAAAAUACAUACA
Messenger RNA from Ruditapes philippinarum (Manila clam), 1735 nucleotides. Its product is annotated as serine/threonine-protein phosphatase 6 regulatory ankyrin repeat subunit A-like. Gene Ontology annotation, cellular component: cytoplasm; nucleus. The transcript is spliced from 6 exons. Gene Ontology annotation, biological process: intracellular signal transduction. Gene Ontology annotation, molecular function: protein binding. NCBI's taxonomy places the organism in Eukaryota, Metazoa, Mollusca, Bivalvia, Venerida, Veneridae. The record is from RefSeq and is a predicted model, not a curated record. Bases 93 to 1187 code for a protein of 364 amino acids.